AGUCUCCAUGCUCUGUUUCUUCUCUGCUUGAUUCCCACGUUCUCUGUUUUCACUGUCCACGAGAGAACAAACUCUCUCUCUCUCUCUGGCUGUGAUUAUCUUGUUGGUUGGAGAUACAGAGAGAGGGAGAGAGUUUUGGUGAUUGGAGCAUGGCCAGAUCGGAGAGCGCAAUCUAUAAGUUGUGCUUGGUGGGUUCCCUGAUUGUGAAUCUCUUCUUCGGGGUGAGUCUUUAUGUGGGUCGUCGUGCCGCGUGGAAGUGCCGCAGUGAUGAGGUGAACAUCCGAGGCUCACUGAGUUGGAGCGGGAGAGCGGCGGCUGAGGCCGAGUCGGCCGCGGCGGAGGAGUGCUCCGGCCACGGGAGGGCGUAUCUCGACGGGAUGGUGGUCGACGGGAGGCCAGUCUGCGAGUGCCACACUUGCUACGGCGGCCCAGACUGCUCCCUCUUCUUGCCCUCUUGCUCUGCCAAUGCCGACGGGGGAGAUCCAUUGUUCUUGGAGCCAUUCUGGAAGCAGCAUGCAGAGAGCAGUGCAGUAGUGGUGGCGGGGUGGCACAGGAUGAGCUACUCCUUCAGUGACCAGACCACCUUGUCCAAAGAGCUUGAGUCUCUCCUCAGGAAGCUCCACUCCCUGGUUGGGAAUGCCAUCACAGACGGCAAACACAUCUUGUUUGGUGGUGGCUCUACCCAACUCCUCGCUGCUGCUGUCCAUGCUCUCUCUCCUGGCAACUCUUCACUUCCUGCUUCAGUUGUGGCCUCCAUUCCCUACUAUGCGCUUUAUCAAAUGCAAACAGAGUUCUUCGACUCGGCAGGCUGCAGCUUUCAGGGAGACACGGCCCGGUGGAACAACGCGACCAACACCACCAGAGACAUCAUCGAGUUCGUGACUGCACCGAACAAUCCCGAUGGACAGUUGAAUGAGGCCGUUCUCCAUGGCCCUAAUGUCAAAACUAUUUACGACCGUGCUUAUUACUGGCCACAUUUCACAGGGAUUCCUUCCCCAGCAGAUGAGGACCUCACCAUCUUCACCAUCUCUAAGCUCACUGGUCAUGCCGGUAGCAGAUUCGGAUGGGCAUUCGUAAGGAAUGAAGAGGUGUACCAGAGGAUGUACAUGUACCUCGAAUUGAACACGAUAGGCGUGUCGAGGGACACUCAGUUAAGAGCUCUGAAGCUUCUGAAAGUGCUCAUCGAAGAUGGAGGGAGGGAAAUAUUCGAGUUUGGAUACAAGACAAUGACCAAACGUUGGGAGAGACUGAGGAAGGCACUGUCCAUGUCGAAAAGAUUCUCUCUCCAGAAAAUCCCACCUGAAAACUGUACCUUCUUCCAGAAAGUCAGGGAUCCAACUCCAGCUUAUGCAUGGGUGAAAUGUGAGAGGGAGGAAGAUAGGAACUGCCUUGAGAUCCUAAAUGCGGCCAAAAUCCUCGGUAGAGGAGGGAGCGUGUUCCAUGACGACGAUCGAUACACGAGGCUCAGCCUCAUCAGGAGCGACGACGAUUUCGAUUUGUUGAUAAGCCGUUUAGAGAAGCUAGUCUCCGGGGAAGACGGAGCCAAAACCAUGUGAUUGUGAAGAAAGAAAAAGGGGUCAAUCUUGCGUUGAUCUGCGAUUCUGGAUGAAAGUGAUUAAAUCGUGGGAUCUUAUGUACAUUUCCCGUGCAGUAGAGAGAGUGUCAUGACUAUUGACCUCUUUAAGAAAGAGUAAUAUGGUAGAUCUUAAAUUUGUAGCUUAUUACAGACAUUUGUGGAAUACCUGCCAAUAAAGCAAGACUGUAUACAUUUUUCUUU
Molecule: messenger RNA, 1777 nt
Organism: Rhodamnia argentea
Lineage: Eukaryota; Viridiplantae; Streptophyta; Magnoliopsida; Myrtales; Myrtaceae
Product: tryptophan aminotransferase-related protein 3-like
Exons: 5
Coding region: 150-1556 (468 amino acids)
Biological process (GO): amino acid metabolic process
Molecular function (GO): transaminase activity; carbon-sulfur lyase activity
Source: RefSeq, a predicted model, not a curated record